Molecule: messenger RNA, 1253 nt
Organism: Eremomyces bilateralis CBS 781.70
Lineage: Eukaryota; Fungi; Ascomycota; Dothideomycetes; Eremomycetales; Eremomycetaceae
Exons: 1
Coding region: 239-796 (185 amino acids)
Source: RefSeq, a predicted model, not a curated record
CCACAGGAAAUAUUCGACGACUAUUUACUUAUACAGCGAGUUGCGCUCGUUCAUCAUGAUACCUUAGUAUGCGGUUGUGAAGCCUGACACAUUGGACUGGAAAACGUUUGAUAAAGGUGUGGAGAGCUUAUUGCCCCCAAUCAACUAGACUGCUUUCAAGGAGUUCACUAUUCACGCCAAGGAGAAACACACCAAGAAUGAUGGUCAAACCACUUGCGAGCUCUCUACCAAGUACAGUAUGGGUGGAUUAUAUAUCGUCCGGCGGCUCGAUUUCGACGACGGUACCAGUUGGAUAGCACGGCUUCAACACAAGCAACCUACCAGAGAGUUUCUUCAGCGUCUGAUACACGAAAUCCAUGCAAUCGAGGUCCUUCGAGGACGAUCAAAGAUUCCGGUCUCAGAGAUAUUUGCGUAUGAGGCUAGCAACAAUGUCGCCGGUGUGGCAUUUAUGAUCAUGGAAUUCAUUCCGGCCGACACCGCCAUAGAUUCAUUCGGCAGUUAUUUUGUACAUAGAGGCAAAACGCCUCCGCAGUUCAAGGACAAAUUUUAUUGUGCAAUGGCUGGAAUUAAAGUAAGGUAUCAAACUAAUACGUCACAGGUUGAGCUGACUGUGCGGUUUCCAAAGAUUGGAAAUAUCAUCAAACUCCCCGAUGGAACCUAUUCUACAGGACCGAUUCCUGGCAUUGGCGACCCAAUCGACACGGCUGCUGAUUUUUUCCUAGUCUGGGCAGAACAAGCGAAGCUCCCCCCUUCAACGAAAACACCAUUCGUGCAAGAACGCCCCCAGAACUUGUAGACGAGGUGCUAUUAUCCAUUAAGGAGUUCCCAUCACGACUUCCGAGCUCCUCCCGACAAUGUUCCUUUCAAGAAGGCCCGUUCUCCGUGUUCCAUACGGAUCGCUACAAAAGCAACGACAUUGUAGACUGCCAGUAUAACAUUCUGAGCGUCAUUGACUGAGAAAACGCGAUUACUGCUCCGUGGGAAGCGGUCGAGAUCACCAAGGACCUGACUAUCGUGCCGCCUGCAAUUGAAGGACCGUUUUAUCGAGAGACAGUGGGAUCGAGAGAUAUUGACCGACCGAAAAAUAAAUAUGUUGAAGUCAUUCAGGAGAUGGAGAAUACAGGCAACUAGAUUGCAAACUGUCAACGACCCUUGGGGACCGGAACACUGAGAACUUGGCUCAGGCGAUAUGGCUCUAUCCCGAUGGCAGGAUUAGCCUCUACACCAAAUUAUUGGAAAUGUUUCAACUCGAA